CACGGAUCCUCCCAGUCAGCAACAUUAAUGGGGCCAUGAGGUAUCCCGCUCAUGUUUUCCAUGCUUAGGUAAAAGGCUGUUAGACAGAAGUAGUGCUCUGCCUUCUUUCCAGUUUGUACACUGACAUGGGGAGCAAUGGCAAGGUGUUCCAGUUCUUCAACAGGAGACGAAGUCUGUUCCCUAACUACAAAGUCACAGGCUCUGAUGUUAAUCGGAGAUCCUCAGAAAUUGUUUAUCCGUCAGCAAAGGAGAGCUGUGUGAGGACAUGGAACUCCAUGCAAGAGCUGAGCAAAGACAUCUACGAUAUCUACGCUGAAUAUGAAGAUGAAGACGAUGAUGUCCAGCAUGGCUCCUCCAAACAAAUUUCCCCAUCCAAGAAUUAUACGAUCAACAUCAAUGUAGGUGGGACGUCUUUCCAAAUCGCCUACAAGAUGGCAGCGAGGUACCCCAAGACCAGAAUUGGACGACUGGCCACUUACACCGACCACAACAUGAAACUGGACCUGUGUGAUGACUACAGUGUGACCAACAACGAGUUCUUCUUCGACCGAGACCCCGAAAUCUUUCACAGCAUCUUCAAUUUCUACCGGACUGGUGUGCUGUGGAUCAAGGAUGAGCUGUGCCCCCGCAACUUCCUAGAGGAGAUCAACUACUGGGGGGUGAGGAUCAAGAACACCCACCGCUGCUGCCGCAUCUCCUUCGAGGAAAGACAGGACGAGCUGAACGAGCAGCUGAAGAUCCAGAGAGAGCUGGAAGCCGAGGUGGAGAUCGAAGAGAACGAAGCGCUCUUUCAAGAUAUGUUCAUGGGCCAGCGGCGGCGAGCUAUUUGGAACUUGAUGGAGAAGCCAUUUUCUUCAAUCAAGGCCAAGCUGAUGGCCGUGACGUCCAGUCUGUUCGUCCUGAUCUCCCUGGUGGCCAUGACGCUGAACACAGUGGAGGAGAUGCAGUAUCGAGCUCAUAUGGGACAGCUCAGUGGAAAGACUUACUGGGAGUACGUCGAGUCAAUGUGCAUUGCCUUCUUCACCAUGGAGUAUGUGCUACGUCUGGUCUCCACCCCUGACCUCAAAGCCUUCAGCAGGAGUGUGCUCAACACUGUGGACCUGAUCGCCAUCUUGCCUCAGUACCUGCAGGCCAUCCUGGAAUUCUUUGACAACAAGGAAAACUACGUGAAGCACGAGGCCGACAUGCAGGCCGUGGGGCAGGUGGGAAAGCUCGGACAAGUCUUGCGGAUCAUGAGACUGAUGCGCAUCUUUCGUAUUUUGAAGCUGGCCCGACACUCCACGGGCCUGCGAGCGUUCGGCUUCACUCUGCGGCAGUGCUACCAACAAGUCGGAUGCCUGUUUCUCUUCAUUGCCAUGGGGAUCUUCAGCUUCUCUGCCAUGGUUUACACUGUGGAACAUGACAUGCCGCAAACAAACUUCUCCAGCAUUCCUCAUGCUUGGUGGUGGGCAUCUGUCAGCAUCUCCACGGUGGGCUACGGCGACGUUUAUCCAGAGACCAUCCUGGGUCGUCUCUUUGCUUUCAUCUGCAUCGCUUUCGGAAUCAUCCUCAACGGUUUGCCCAUAUCCAUCCUCUUCAACAAGUUCUCAGACUACUACUCCAAACUCAAGUCCAAUCAGUACACAGCCUCCCUGAAUAAUCGAGGGAAAGUGAGAUUCGCCAAGAGGACCAUGCAGAAGCUCAACGACUGCUUGUUAAAGGACCACUGUCAUGAAAACUGAAGAAACGGUAUAAUUUCAGAUAUUUGUGGAGUGUCAGCGACAUCAUUUUUUGUUGAACUCCACAGAUUAUCUACUUUGCUGCCUUAACAAACAUGAAUAGAAGCCCGAUGCAGAUAGCGUCUUAUUUAAAAACCUCAUAAUUGACCAACGUUGGGUGAAAAUUAAACACUAGACUGGUCUCAUCCUUCUUAAA
Messenger RNA from Hippocampus zosterae (dwarf seahorse), 1914 nucleotides. RefSeq names its product potassium voltage-gated channel subfamily V member 2-like. NCBI's taxonomy places the organism in Eukaryota, Metazoa, Chordata, Actinopteri, Syngnathiformes, Syngnathidae. Gene Ontology annotation, molecular function: voltage-gated potassium channel activity. Bases 126 to 1721 code for a protein of 531 amino acids. The record is from RefSeq and is a predicted model, not a curated record. Gene Ontology annotation, biological process: protein homooligomerization; potassium ion transmembrane transport. Gene Ontology annotation, cellular component: membrane; voltage-gated potassium channel complex. The transcript is spliced from 2 exons.